AAGAGACAUGUGUGUUAGUGCAUGAUGAUUGUUUGAAAAGUCUUUUUUUGACAGAUUACACUAGGAAUUUUGUGAGCGGAUAUUCAAAACGCCCACCAGGAGCACAUGAUCCUGAAUAAUUUUGCUAAUGUUCACGAGGAAAAUCAACAUGCAUUUGUUCGCGUCCUUUUGGAUGUAUGUAAUUUUCAUGGAGAAAACAUGCGACAUGUGCUAAAAACAAACUUAUCACUUGAAAAUUUGCUUUUUGGAGCACCAAAUUUUGUUUUGUUUCUCACAUCACAACAUAAGUCAUUUAUUCAUCUAACUUUACAUGUAAAAAAGGACGCACAAAUUAAGAUUUUUAAGAUAUUUUUCUACUGUUUUACUGUUUAUCCGGGAGCCAAAACUUUGUCCCUCUUUUGUGAGAUAUAUUCGCUAUGCUUGAGUAUGCUAAUUCCAAAAAUUAUGCUAUGUAUGAGUCACCACUUUUUUUAUCACAAUUUCCACCUUUUAUGCUCUAUGCACAACUAAGUCUUGUAGAAGAAUUACAAUAAAUAAAUUAUACUACUCCGUCUGACCCAUAUUAAUUAUGCGGCAAUUAAUAUGGAUCCGAGGGAGAAGAAUAGUAUAUUUGUGUACUAUUUGUGCCCAACAUUUUUCUACUACUUCAUUCAAUGGUUUAUCUCACCUGGUUUUUAGAUACUCAGUAUUAAUAUCAGAUAUACUUCCUUACAUAAUAAAUGAAGGUGAAGAGAUAAAAGAUUACAGUGAUGCAAUUGAAGCGAAAAGAGCCGAAAAUAUAGGGGGCUCCCUCUAGCUCUAGAGAGAGAAAAUAGGCGCCCAUGCGGGCGUGCCCAAUAGCGUUGCUCCCUGUACCUUUCAGCUUUAUAAUCCCCCCACAAAUCUCUCCCCACUCCCUCGCCCUCCCCUCUCUCUCCUCCCUCAAAACUCUCCCUCCCUCCCUGAAAAUUCUCCGCAUACUGGGUGCCCAAGUGGUGCCGGCAUCUCGCUGAGGCGCGCGCGAGAGAGGGACAGAGAGAGAUUCUCCCCUGUCUCCACUCCCCCGCCGCUCCACCGAGACCCGCCGCCGAGCCGGGAGGAGGAGCUGCAGCUCAGCUCCGUCGCUGUUCAGCCCCCGGCCCCGAGCUGAUCGACCCGCCGGCGGCGAGAUUCGGCCAGGGCACGACGGAGAGAUGUACCGGGUGAAGAGCGAGAGCGACUGCGAGAUGAUGCAUCAGGAGGACCAGAUGGACUCGCCGGUGGGCGACGACGGCAGCAGCGGAGGGUCGCCCCACAGGGGCGGCGGGCCGCCUCUGAAGAAGGGCCCCUGGACGUCGGCGGAGGACGCCAUCCUGGUGGACUACGUGAAGAAGCACGGCGAGGGGAACUGGAACGCGGUGCAGAAGAACACCGGGUUGUUCCGGUGCGGCAAGAGCUGCCGCCUCCGGUGGGCGAACCACCUCAGGCCCAACCUCAAGAAGGGGGCCUUCACCCCCGAGGAGGAGAGGCUCAUCAUCCAGCUCCACUCCAAGAUGGGCAACAAGUGGGCUCGGAUGGCCGCUCAUUUGCCAGGGCGUACUGACAAUGAAAUAAAGAAUUACUGGAACACUCGAAUAAAGAGAUGUCAGCGAGCUGGCUUGCCAAUAUAUCCUGCUAGCGUAUGCAACCAAUCUUCAAAUGAAGAUCAGCAGGGCUCCAGCGAUUUCAACUGCGGCGAGAAUCUUUCCAGUGACCUUCUGAAUGGAAAUGGUCUUUAUCUGCCAGAUUUUACCUGUGACAAUUUCAUUGCUAAUUCAGAGGCUUUAUCUUAUGCACCACAGCUUUCAGCUGUUUCAAUAAGCAGUUUGCUUGGUCAGAGCUUUGCAUCCAAAAACUGCGGCUUCAUGGAUCAAGUAAACCAAGCAGGGAUGCUAAAACAGUCUGACCCUUUACUCCCUGGAUUGAGCGACACCAUCAAUGGCGCGCUCUCCUCGGUCGAUCAGUUCUCAAAUGACUCUGAGAAUCUCAAGAAGGCUCUGGGUUUUGACUAUCUCCAUGAAGCCAACUCUAGCAGCAAGAUGAUUGCACCAUUUGGGGGUACACUUACUGGCAGCCAUGCCUUUUUAAAUGGCACCUUCUCUACUUCUAGGACCAUCAAUGGUCCUUUGAAGAUGGAGCUCCCUUCACUCCAAGAUACCGAAUCUGAUCCGAAUAGCUGGCUCAAGUAUACCGUGGCUCCUGCGAUGCAGCCUACGGAGUUGGUUGAUCCCUACCUUCAGUCUCCGACAGCAACUCCGUCAGUGAAGUCGGAGUGUGUGUCGCCAAGGAACAGCGGUCUCUUGGAAGAGCUGCUUCAUGAAGCUCAGGGACUAAAAUCUGGGAAGAAUCAGCAGCUUUCCGUGAGAAGUUCAAGUUCCUCUGUCAGUACGCCGUGUGAUACUACGGUGGUUAGCCCAGAGUUUGAUAUCUGUCAGGACUAUUGGGAAGAACCUCUGAAUGAAUAUGCUCCUUUCAGUGGCAAUUCACUCACUGGAUCCACGGCUCCUGUUAGCGCUGCGCCGCCUGAUGUUUUUCAGCUCUCCAAAAUUUCUCCUGCACAAAGCCCUUCGCUGGGAUCUGGUGAGCAGGCAAUGGAGCCUGCAUAUGAGCCUGGGGCUGGGGACACUUCGUCUCAUCCUGAAAACUUCAGGCCAGACGCACUCUUCUCCGGGAACACAACUGACUCGUCCGUCUUCAACAACGCCAUAGCCAUGCUCCUGGGCAACGACAUGAACACGGACUGCAAGCCUGUUUUCGGCGACGGUAUCGUGUUUGAUACUUCCCCGUGGAGCAACAUGCCACAUGCUUGCCAAAUGUCGGAGGAAUUCAAAUGAAUUCCUUGCCGAACCUUGAGCGGUAUCGAUGGAGAUUCUUGGUAUCCCUCACCCUGAUUGUUUUGAGGAAGAAUUCAGAGAAAGCCUCAUCGAUUGUAUACCUGCGUGCUCGCCGUCGACAGGUCCUUGAUGGCAUAUGCGGCUGCUACCAGAUGUGCUCUCCAUGCAACUAAGCCCCCUUUUCCCCAAUAAAGUUGGUGGAGAUAAGCCGGUUAUCUAUUUUUUGUUUGUUUGUUUCGAACUAGAGAACCCUUUUUUUUGUCAUCUCCGUGGCAUUUAUUUGAACAAUGUAAGAUCAGUUACUGCUUUUCUUCUGGCGUACUCUCUCUUGCUGAACAUUUCCCCUCAAAUUGUCAAUCGAUAGCAGCAUCUUUUUUUCUCGCA
This is a messenger RNA of Triticum aestivum (bread wheat), 3215 nucleotides long. RefSeq names its product transcription factor GAMYB. The transcript is spliced from 4 exons. Gene Ontology annotation, biological process: regulation of DNA-templated transcription. Lineage: Eukaryota; Viridiplantae; Streptophyta; Magnoliopsida; Poales; Poaceae. The record is from RefSeq and is a predicted model, not a curated record. Bases 1173 to 2831 code for a protein of 552 amino acids.